This is a messenger RNA of Malaya genurostris, 6061 nucleotides long. RefSeq names its product nose resistant to fluoxetine protein 6-like. NCBI's taxonomy places the organism in Eukaryota, Metazoa, Arthropoda, Insecta, Diptera, Culicidae. The record is from RefSeq and is a predicted model, not a curated record. Gene Ontology annotation, molecular function: acyltransferase activity, transferring groups other than amino-acyl groups. The transcript has 10 exons. The coding region runs from base 536 to 2671 and encodes 711 amino acids.
AUACUACAAUUCGGGUUUACUCGGGGACAUACCACAGAUUCCAGAUAAGUGAAAGGUAGUUUGGGCAGCUUCUUUCGCAUCCUACUUACGGUAAGCAUUACCUUUCACAUGAACUUGAUCUACAAGGCUUUUUCCACAAAGGUUGCGUAACCUGUAGUGCAAACCUUGAAUGGAGUUAUUGUUGCACUUUUUACUGUUAUUUUUACUAUACUUGUUUUCGAUGCACUGUAGUGGUCCAACGUAAUAAUACUGAACAACAUCAGUAAAUUUACGACUGAAUGGAGCUUGUUCAGAAUCUUCGUUGACGGAAAGUUGAAAGAGAAGGACAUGCUUCCGAGAUCGGUUGAAUCAAUGAUCAGAUAGUAUAGCAUUGAGGCAAGGCCCAACAAGGAACAUGAGUUGCAGAACAAGAUGUCGAACAUAAUUUCAAUCCAGAAGUUGAUUGUCAGCAAAGGACCACGUUUUUCAAAAAGAGACAAGUAGUUUAGCUUCAGUCGCGGGAUCGGUUGCAUCGCGACAUCAGUGCGGUAUUGCAAUGAAGAAAAACCUCGUGCAAUGGAUUAUUUUCACCGUGUGGCUUGUGAUAGGCCCAGGAAAAUGCGAACUUAGAAAUAAAUCCGAGUACAACAGAAUGCCAAAGGUGUUUCAGUAUGAUCACUACGACGAUUGUCUAUUCGGUGACCCGGGAACUGAUGCCACCUAUUGUGUUGUGAGGGUUGUCAUUCAACCAGACAAGCAUUCCGAAGUAUGGCGGUUGAUCGAAAAGUACUCAAGCAAUUGGAAACUGGAUCUCAAUCAUGCCGCCUUGGAACGGGGAGUGUGUAUUAACAACAAUGAGGAAAAUCGAGCCCAGUUCAUUGGUCAAAAUAUCAGCGAUCGAGUUUUGCCGAAGUUUGAAAUAAAAUUUCCGUACAAGAUCGACUACAACGCAUUCAAAAAUGUGGACCUUUAUCGAUUAAAUUAUUCCACUCUCGUCGAUUCCAAAAUCAAUAAGGACCUUACCGAAAACUAUGGUAUCAGAGGAUACACCGAUAUUGAAUACUGCGAUAAAGCGAAUAGUGAUGAAUUUCCGAUCGAUAACCUAGACAUAAUCUUCUUAGUGGUUUUGGCUACCUUAAUUUUGUUAAUGAUUCUAUCCAGUUGGUAUGAUCACUCGUGCAAGCUAAGCAGUGGAUUAGACCAUUAUUGUGAAGAUAUGAUAAGUAAAUCUUCUAUGAUCCUGGUAGCGUUUUCAAUCAUUCGCAACUGGUACCGCUUAACUUCCCAUUCGAAAGACCCGCUGAAUAGAGACUUGCGGUUUAUCCAAGCGGUACGAUAUCACACAUUUAUCCUGAUUCUAAUUGGGCAUGCGUGCUUCCUGGAGCAAACCCGCACCGCUUGGUUUAUAGAGGAGAAAUUCCGACAACCGGAGGUUAUGAUCAUCGUAAACGGAUUCCAGAUUGUGACUACAUUUUUCGCCAUCAGUUCGGUAGUGUUCACCAUAAUGUUCAUUCAGAAGGUUCGGGAGAGUGGUCGAAACCCGGGAAUGUUGGGGAUGAUACUAAUCGUUGUUUUUCGCUACAUUCGACUCACACCAGUUUACGCGCUAGUGCUACUAUUUCAAGCCACUUGGUUCGUACGGCUGCAGGAUGGUCCAUUCUGGAGAAGAGCAGCUGAAACGGAACUAACCUACUGCCGUCGCAACUGGUGGGUGAACUUACUCUACCUGAAUAACUACUACACAUACGAGCAACCAUGCAUGCAGCACUCGUGGUACCUAGCGGCUGAUUUCCAGUUAUCAAUACUCGGAGUCCUUCUCGUCACAUUGAUUUUGAAACUACCGCAACUGAAAUGGCCUCUACUGGCAGCAGGAGCUACGAUAAGCUUCACGAUAUCUGCGAUAGUAGUCUAUUGGAAUGGUUUGGAUGGGACCACCAUUUUUUCACCUGAAAGCAGACGAAUGAUGUUCUGGUAUGAUAUCGGCUAUCAAAAAACCUAUUUGCCUACUCACAUGCACCUCAACAUGUACGUGACCGGAAUCGUUCUUGGGUUUCUGUACUGGAAGGUUAAGGAUUCCAAUUAUAAUUUGCGUUCAAACCGGCUUUUCCGAAUAGUUUGGUACCUGUUGUACAUCCUUUGGCCUACCCUGUUCCUGUCGGGUCAGAACUUUUACGUCAACGAUUAUCCGAAGCCAUCGGUUUGGAUGGCCGUUUACUUUGCGGUAGCUCGGUGUUUGUGGGCUCUGUUACUAGGCAUUGGAUUUUUUGGAUUCGUUUAUCGAGUGAAUAAACCGCUAACCCGGCUGCUGAAUAUUCAUCUAUUUGAAGUACUCGGUCGCCUUACCUACGGAGCCUACGUCGGGCAUUUCUUUAUCAUGAAAAUAAUGUUCUACAAUGUGCGCCAGCUGGAUGAUUAUACCGAUUUUCAAGUGGCAGUACGAAUUCAUGCCACACAUUUUUUGUCCUAUGUGUUGUCGUUGGCACUGACACUGUUGGUCGAACUGCCCGUAUCAGCAAUACAGAAACAACUUCUGGUGAACAUUAUGAAACCGAAAAAACGAACCGUUCACAGAAACGACGAAACCGGAGCGAAUGCCGAACGACAACAUUCAAAAAGGACCGGCAGUGUCAACAAUGGAUUUGUCUUGGAAGCAACCUACAAAGGUUUGCCGGAAUUUCCGAACCCAUCGUGAAAACUGCACAACAAGAAAACUCUUUUAGUUAGUGCUCGAUUGGCCGUAUGCCAACCACUACUUGUAUGAAAUCAAUAAUUUUUCCCGUGUCCUUGAACUUUCUUUCGUAUUUCAAGUGUAUACCGAUGUAGUAAAUCACCUAACCUAACACGACGAGGGGAACGGUGAAGAUUUUAUGUUGCUUUCUAAAUCAGGUAAUGAAAAUGUUGAUUAAAAACCGCUUCUAUCAAAGCAUAGCGUAUUAAAUGUUGCCACUUAUUAUGUCAACAAACAUAGGCCUUUGUUAUUUUACAUAUUAAAUUUUGUUUCUGCUGCUAACCGAACCGACAACAACAACAUUUUUAUUAGCAUCGACCAGAAACCUUAAAUCAUCACCAUUCAAUUGAAGUGUUUUUCAAUUUCCAGCAGGCUAUUUUUUUCACUACAAAUUUCUAGCGUCAACUGCAUUUGUGUGAUAAAGUGUACGAGAAGAUAAAACGGACCACCGUAGGGAAAUGUUGCUGUAGACGAAUUUCGCGCCGAAUCGUAUUCGGAGUACUGGCAACCAGAGCUAAUAAAAGUCAUUUUCAUUUUCUCAAAAUAGACGAAAAUGACAAGAAAUUACUGUCACUCUCAACUUUGCUUGCAAACUACGAGAACGAAAGCCAUGCCACUUCCGGUGAAACCCUCAACGAGUAAACACGUCGUAUCGUGUUAGUGCGGUGAAAAUUCGAGUAUUUCGCGAGAAAGAAAAGAUUUUCAUCCGUACUUCGGUGACCGCCACGUUGUCACAUAGCGAGGGUUUCACUUGUAGUCCAGUGAAAAGAAAGUCCAUUGGACUAUAAACGAAAACUAACUGGCAAUAUAGCUAAAUCGCUGUGCCAUCAAUCGGCGUCAUCUCAAGUGAGGUGACGCCACCAGAAGUGAAGAAGAAGAAGAAGCCAUGCUCACUCAAUGACAUAAGCGGGACAGUAGUUUCAAAAUUGAGUUCUUUCUUUCAUUUGCCCUUUCAGUCAUUUGCGGUUUUAAGUGCAAAUUCCAUAAUAUGCAGUGUCGGUAUUCAACCGAAGCGUUGAGAAUCGAAAAUGACAGAAAAAGGUUUCACAAUGUCUUUUACCUGUUGGGGCUCGAAUAUGUAGUAGUAUUUGUUUCAAAGAGGUUCAGUGGUGUAAUUACUUCGAUUUGUCAUAUUUUAGUCACUCUUUAUAGCCAAGCGUCACAAAUUUUUAAUAAAAGAAUUUUAUUUCGAUGAAAGAAUGAUCAUUGAAAUUGUGCUGAUGCUACCUGAAGACGUUAGUUUGGUUUCGUUUUGUCAUAGAGGAAAGAGUGACGUUGACAAUUAUACUCUCUCUCUCUCUCUCUCUCUCUCUCUGUCUGUCUUUCAAUGAGAAACGAGAAUGCUUCGUCUCUCUUCGUUUGUUCUGGUGUCGGUCAUUUACGAAUGAGUCAGUACAAUAUUGAAAAUGAGAAUGUUGGAUUGGAUUCUUUCAUUGAGAAUGCGUGACAAUUUUAAGCUCUGCUGGCUGGACAUCCUCUUAGAUUUUAAUGAACAUUUUUAAAAAACUUUGUUAAAAAAACUACUUUACAUACUUAUACUGAAAAAAAUUCUAAUCGAGUCCUACUCUGAAAAAAUCGAUUUAAAAAUUCAGUAUCGAUUUACAAGGAAAAAAAACACAUUUUUUAUUUAGAGUAUAUUUUGUCCCAAGAUAGCUAAUUAUAUUCUCUACCAAUCGUGCAUACAUUGCAAGAUGGGUACUUUUAAGGAAAAAACGUGCUUAAUCCACCUAGCAGUGAGAUGAUACUUUUUUUUUCUUUAUCAAUCCGCGUGUGUUUUUUGCAUGAAUAUUCUUCGGUGUUUUUUGGUUCUCAUGACAUUAUUUUAAUGACCGUCGUUUGAAGCGGCAAUUUGAGAUUUUAAUCAUUAAUUACUCUGUAAUUUUGAAACUGGAAAUCGUAUUGAAUUUGAAUCUAAACGUGUGACAAUUGAACAUUCCAUGAUAUGUCGAAGUAGGUUCCACUUUAGAGUUUACGGUUAUUUAAGGUACUUCCAGAGCCGGUAUUCAGGAACCAGCAUAACCCAAACCGAUUCGUUUAGCCAUAUGACGAAUAAAUUGCAAUAAUUUUAAGUCCAACUUUAAAGCUUUUCGGGAUUGUCAUCUUCCAUAUCGGUUUGAAUUUUAAAAACUCCUCACCCUGUAUUUCCAGAAUCGGAAGUCAGAAAAAAUUCAUUGAUUUUGUAUGGGACCAUAAAUCCUUAAAUAUGAAUUUUGGUUUUUGAAAUUCGAUUUGGCCUUCUUUUAAGAAAACGAUUGAGCUUUGAGGAACGAUACUGGAACCGGAAUUCGAAAGUCGGUUUAACCGAAGUCAGUUAAAUUCACCUGAGGAGCUGUAUAGUUCACAUUCGAUUCAAAAUGUUUCAAAAUCAGUGUUUAUUUGGUUGUCGAUUAUUCAAAUCAGCAGACCCGAUUAGACUCAUUAAUUUAUGUGAAAUGGACUUUUUUAUACUUAGAUUUCAAUUGAAUCUUAGAUUCAGCCAUCUACGAGAAAAAUAAGUUACAAAAUUUUAAUUUCGUUUCACAUAUCAUCCUGUAAUUCCGGAAUCAGAAGUCGGAACCAAAGAUAUUUGAGAAACCAUGUUUGGGAACAUACGACUUUUCAUAUGUAUCUAAGUUUGUAGAAAACGGUUGAGCCAUUUCCGAGAAAAUGGAGUGAAAUUAUUCGUCACACACGCAUUUGCUGAUCUCGACGAACUGAUUCGAAUGGUAUAUUGGUGUUAUGUUCUUUCAGCAUUUAUUGCUGAAAGUAGUUAAUCAACAUAAUCAACAUCAAUUUAAUCAACAUAAUUAUGGAAUUGCUUUCCACUCGAAAAUUCUGCCAUCAUCUGGUUCACAUAUGCCAUAUUCAAACGAUUAUGUUGCCAAAAACGAACCGUGCUAAAAUCGCUCCAAGGCAAGUGAAAAAGGAUACUGUACACAGUCUUUUUGGUACUUAUAGAAACAAUUGUAUGGAACAGUAUGAAAAAUCGUGUUUCACGUUGCUUCCAAGCAUUGCUUUAUCAUACAGCGCUCAAAAUCCCUACUGUUGGAAUAGGAGGAAAAGUCGCUUACACAAAAAUGUCGAUAUCUCCGUUAAAAAUUGACGGAUUUUUAUAAUCUAUGGCUUGUUGGAUAGCUAUUACCGUGCGGAAUCUAAGUCUUUGAAAAUUUUGACAUAAAACUUUGUAUAACUCAAAAAGUAAACAUCCGAUCUCAAAAACAUUCAAUAGUGUUUAGAGUGACGGGGAGACCUUUCAUUUGCGACUAGUUUGAUCAAAAUCGAUCCACUUAUCUCUUAGAUCUCCGGGCCUCGUAAAAUUUUUCUAAAGUUAUAGAGCGAAUUCAAUGCCAAUUUUGUAUGUUUAUAAAAAUAGGU